This is a messenger RNA of Chaetura pelagica (chimney swift), 1971 nucleotides long. RefSeq names its product PGC-1 and ERR-induced regulator in muscle protein 1-like. The record is from RefSeq and is a predicted model, not a curated record. Bases 1 to 1971 code for a protein of 656 amino acids. Gene Ontology annotation, biological process: response to muscle activity; regulation of DNA-templated transcription. Gene Ontology annotation, cellular component: cytoplasm; nucleus. NCBI's taxonomy places the organism in Eukaryota, Metazoa, Chordata, Aves, Apodiformes, Apodidae. The transcript is spliced from 3 exons.
AUGGAGCUAGACCCUCCAGGCAAGGCAUGCCAGGAGGUGCUGGAGAAGCCUCUCCAUCCCAAGAGUGUGGUGGCUUCUGCAAGGGAUGGUGCUGGGGGAGCUCAUGGGGAACCUGCAGCCAAGACCCCCAUGGAGCUAGACCCUCCAGGCAAGGCAUGCCAGGAGGUGCUGGAGAAGCCUCUCCAUCCCAAGAGUGUGGUGGCUUCUGCAAGGGAUGGUGCUGGGGGAGCUCAUGGGGAACCUGCAGCCAAGACCCCCAUGGAGCUAGACCCUCCAGGCAAGGCAUGCCAGGAGGUGCUGGAGAAGCCUCUCCAUCCCAAGAGUGUGGUGGCUUCUGCAAGGGAUGGUGCUGGGGGAGCUCAUGGGGAACCUGCAGCCAAGACCCCCAUGGAGCUAGACCCUCCAGGCAAGGCAUGCCAGGAGGUGCUGGAGAAGCCUCUCCAUCCCAAGAGUGUGGUGGCUUCUGCAAGGGAUGGUGCUGGGGGAGCUCAUGGGGAACCUGCAGCCAAGACCCCCAUGGAGCUAGACCCUCCAGGCAAGGCAUGCCAGGAGGUGCUGGAGAAGCCUCUCCAUCCCAAGAGUGUGGUGGCUUCUGCAAGGGAUGGUGCUGGGGGAGCUCAUGGGGAACCUGCAGCCAAGACCCCCAUGGAGCUAGACCCUCCAGGCAAGGCAUGCCAGGAGGUGCUGGAGAAGCCUCUCCAUCCCAAGAGUGUGGUGGCUUCUGCAAGGGAUGGUGCUGGGGGAGCUCAUGGGGAACCUGCAGCCAAGACCCCCAUGGAGCUAGACCCUCCAGGCAAGGCAUGCCAGGAGGUGCUGGAGAAGCCUCUCCAUCCCAAGAGUGUGGUGGCUUCUGCAAGGGAUGGUGCUGGGGGAGCUCAUGGGGAACCUGCAGCCAAGACCCCCAUGGAGCUAGACCCUCCAGGCAAGGCAUGCCAGGAGAUGCUGGAGAAGCCUCUCCAUCCCAAGAGUGUGGUGGCUUCUGGAGGGGAUAGUGCUGGGAGAGCUCACUGGGAACCUGCAGCCAAGACCCCCCUGGAGCUGGACCCCCCAGGCAAGGCAUGCCAGGAGGUGCUGGAGAAGCCUCUCCAUCCCAAGAGUGUGGUGGCUUCUGGAGGGGAUAGUGCUGGGGGAGCUCACUGGGAGCCUGCAGCCAAGACCCCCGUGGAGCUGGGGGCCCCGUGCUGUGCAGCUGAGGCCUCUGCAAGGGCAGACACCCUGGAUGUGACUUGGCCCGAGAUGUAUGAGUAUUUGUUCUGUGACUCCCAAGGGGAAGAAGAAGGAACGGAGGACUCUCUGGAGGGGAAGAAAACACCCUUGGAAAGGGAAAUAUCCUUGCCUGAACUGUAUGAGUAUUUUUUCAAUGAACCAGAAGGAAACAGGAAAAAAGCCAAGGGUAAAGACAGGAAGCGAAAGAAGUUCAGCAGCUUGGACCAGACUCUGCUGCAAAACGAGGAUCCUGACGGGUCUCCCAUCAAAGACUCCCUGGUUAUCUCAGUCCCUGAGGUGUCCAAACACUUCUUUCGGGGUGGGCCUGGGAACAGGGCAGGCUGGAGAGGGAUCUUCCCAAUCGCCCCAGCCUCUGAGGUGAAGAAAGCUGUGGGGGCUUUGAAGUCCCUCCUGCAGCGGCCAAUGAGGCUGGUGAGAGGCCAAGCCCCAGCUGCCCAGGCUCUGGUUCGGAGGAGAUCUGGAGAGAAACUCGCCCUCGUCCCUCUGGCUCCACUGGGAAGAGGCCAGGAGCAACCAGAAGGGUUGGACAUGGCCCUUGCACUGACAGGGACGCCCGAGGUUCCGCUGGCGCUGACCCACAAAGACAUGUGCCUGGUCUUCUGUGCCUUUGCCUCCUGGGCAGUGAAGACCUCCGACCUGCAGGCUCCAGAUGCCUGGAAAACCAUGUUCCUGGCAAGUUUUGGCACCCUCUCUGCCAUCCGCUACUUCCGAAGGCAGGUCAGAGAAGGACACCCCCGGGUCUAG